Salvelinus sp. IW2-2015 is the source of this 2892-nucleotide messenger RNA. Its product is annotated as tyrosine-protein kinase Lyn. Gene Ontology annotation, cellular component: extrinsic component of cytoplasmic side of plasma membrane. Gene Ontology annotation, molecular function: ATP binding; signaling receptor binding; non-membrane spanning protein tyrosine kinase activity. The record is from RefSeq and is a predicted model, not a curated record. NCBI's taxonomy places the organism in Eukaryota, Metazoa, Chordata, Actinopteri, Salmoniformes, Salmonidae. Gene Ontology annotation, biological process: tolerance induction to self antigen; regulation of platelet aggregation; negative regulation of mast cell proliferation.
GCGUGACAGCAUGCGUAUCUAAGCAGACAAUAAAAAUCACAUAUCACACUAUCAUGUUAUACAGACAGCUAUUAUAUUAUACAGUAUGUCUUAUGAUAAUAUUGGCCCCUGCAGAAUUGCAAGAGACACAUGGCCACAUCCUUAUUUCUAGUAUCUUUUUGGGAAAUAAAUAUCUUGUUUUGGCUGACUUUUCAUCAUACUGCUUCUCACUAAUAACAACACACAGGCAGUAGUUCCACAAUGUCCCCUCUGUCCACCUCAUAAAUUGUAGUGCCUCUGACUGUAUAAAAUAAAUAACCCAGUGUAAGGUAAAAGGUAUGUAGUAAAUAUAUGACUUUGACCUCAAAUUACCUGUGUAAUUAGCAUGAUGUUUGAAGGUGUUGGACUUUCAAAUGUGUUCAGUUGUGCGCUAUUAUGCAAAUACUUUGGACGAAUGAACAUUGUACCAGGAAGUUACAGUAAAAAAAAAAUCCCGACAAUUUAGCAUAUGAAGUUCCUCAUUCUGUUCGGUGAAUGUAACAGUCUAUGACAGUCCAUUCUCGGCUCUAAUGAAGAGCAAGAUAUACGAAAGUUGUGGAUUACAACAAUUUUUCUUUAUUUGGCUAAAACGCAUCUAUAACUAGUGAAAUUUGACAGACAACAUGGGUUGUAAAAAAUCCAAGCUAAAUGACGGUCUGAAUGGAGGUGUGCUUGAUGGCAAGAACCAACGGCCAGUACGUCCUGACCAAACUGUAUAUGUGAGAGAUCCCACCUCCAGUAAACCAAAUGCUACAAGUAACUCACCUCCUGGAGGUCUCCUGCCUGGUCAGGUAUUCAUGAAAAUGGAAGAGCAAUCUGAGUCUGGUAAAAUAGUUAUUGCACUAUACCCAUAUGAUGCAAAACACAAAGACGAUUUGGGAUUCAAGAAGGGGGAAAGGCUUAAGGUUCUUGAAGAGCAUGGUGAAUGGUGGAAGGCUAAGUCUCUGACCUCUAAGAAAGAAGGGUUCAUACCCUCCAAUUAUGUUGCUGAGGCCAAUACCAUGGAGACAGAGGAAUGGUUUUUUAAGGAAAUUACAAGGAAGGACGCAGAGAGACAACUUUUGGCGCCUGCAAACAAAGCAGGAUCUUACCUCAUUCGUGAGAGUGAGACAUCAAAGGGAAGUUAUUCCAUGUCUAUCAGAGAUGUGGAUGCCCAAGGGACGGACACUGUGAAACAUUAUAAGAUCCGCAUGCUGGAUAACGGAGGCUUCUAUAUCUCUCCUAAGAUCACAUUCCCUGAUAUUGGCAGCAUGAUAAAUCAUUAUCACAAACAAUCGGAUGGUCUCUGUCGAAAGCUGGAGAAGCUGUGUGAUAAACCCAAAGCUCAGAAGCCAUGGGACAAAGAUGCCUGGGAGAUCUCCAAGGAGUCCAUCAAGAUGGUGAAGAAACUAGGAGCAGGACAAUUUGGUGAAGUGUGGAUGGCGUUCUACAACAACACGACCAAGGUGGCAGUGAAGACACUGAAGCCAGGCACCAUGUCAGCUGAGGCCUUCAUUGAGGAGGCUAACCUGAUGAAGACCCUGCAACACGACAGACUGGUGCGCCUCUACGCCGUCGUCACCAAGGUCGAGCCUAUCUACAUCAUCACAGAGUACAUGUCCAACGGUAGCCUCUUAGAUUUCCUAAAAGGUGAGGUAGGCUGCAAAGUUCAGCUACCUAAGCUCAUCGAUUUCUCUGCACAGAUUGCAGAGGGAAUGGCUUACAUUGAGAAGAAGAACUACAUCCACCGUGACCUGAGAACAGCCAAUGUCCUGGUGUCUGAGAGUUUGCUGUGUAAAAUAGCUGACUUUGGCCUUGCUAGAGUUAUAGAAGAUGACCAGUACACAGCCAGAGAGGGUGCAAAGUUUCCCAUCAAGUGGACAGCACCAGAGGCCAUCAACUAUGGCUCCUUCACUAUCAAAUCAGACAUGUGGUCCUUUGGAGUCCUCCUGUAUGAAAUCAUUACCUAUGGAAAAAUACCUUACCCAGGGAUGAGUAAUGGUGAGGUGAUGACUUCCGUGCAGAGAGGUUAUAGAAUGCCCCGCCCUGAGAACUGUCCCACCGAGCUCUAUGACAUCAUGACCAGCUGUUGGAAGAGCAAGCCAGAUGACAGGCCUACAUUUGACUACAUCCAGAGUGUCCUAGAUGACUUUUACACCGCCACAGAGGGCCAGUACCAACAGCAGCCCUAGGAAGUCAAUGUUUGAGUCCCAAUAGGGCUCUGGCCAAAAGUAGUGCACUAUGUAGGGGAUAGGGUGUCAUUUGGGAUGUACAUACAUCUGCCAAUGUGCUAGUUUCAUUAUGAAAUAGUCAAUCCACCAGCAACAAUAUCAGCUAUUCAGCGGAAGUAGAUAUUGUCGGACAAGUUGACUGCUUGUUUAUUUGUUAAGCAAGCUAAAGAUGAAUCUAUGAAUUCAACUUCAUAUUGAAGUAUAGACCUGCUUGUGCAUUUCAGCAUUUCACGGAAAAUGAUCGAAUAACAAAUGGCUUACUGUUGACUGACUCUGAUCAAACCUGUCGAAUAAUUAUCACAUUGAACAGCACAAAAUAGACAUUCUACCACAUAUUUAUUAUCACUUUAGCCAUAUCUGUUUGCCAUGUUGAAUUCAAGCAUACAUUUUACCAGUACAGAUGCUUACCUUUUCAUCUAUUACAUUUCUAUUUUUCUUUAUAUUUCAAGGUACAUUGAUUUAUUUUAGCAGCUGGUCUUUUGGGUUAUUUUCUGAAUUACGAAAAUAAUGAGACUAAUGAUUUAUUUCAUGUAUAUUUGUUGUAUUUUAGUUUUAUUUGCAAUGAGAUAUUGAUGUGUGACAUCACGUGUUUGUGAUUGUAUUAACCUGAAUAAAUGCAAAUGAUAUGUAUCAAUAAAAAUACUUAUUUGCAGAUAUUUCAUAA